GAACUUUGCUAACUUUUGCUUCUUCCUUUGCUAUACACCAACUCCCACUAAAACAAGUGUUUUGGUUUUGUACCAUACUGAAAAUUCACUGUUUUUUAAACUUUCAAUCCCAUCUUGUACAUCAACAUCAUUUGCUGCUGUGCUUUGAUUGCUAGUUUCUUUCUUUGAGCUCUUGCUGGUUUAAUGGCAGUCUUUUUCUCAUUGUAGUUGCCCUGAACUACAAGGUUCUGUUCUGUGAGAAAUUUAGGUGGGAAACCCUAAAAUGAGGUUCUUUGAUCUUUGGCCUUUGAGUUUAUAGGGCAAAGUUUGGAUCUUUACUUGUGUUUGUCUUCAGGGAGGGAAUGGUGGGGGUUGGGGUUGAGGUUGGAUUCAGGAGGCUCUGCAGUACAAGCAUGGGGACAAGCUGUGAGACUUUGCUUAGAGAGCUUCAGUGUAUAUGGACCGAGAUUGGUGAGAGUGACGAAGACCAAGACAGUAUGUUGUUGGAGAUUGAGCGAGAGUGCAUGAACGUGUACCGAAGGAAGGUCGAUGAAGCUAGCAAUGCAAAGGCACAACUCCACCGGACGGUGGCCGCCAAGGAAGCGGAACUCGCCACUCUUAUGGCCUCCCUUGGAGAUCACACCUUAUACUCUCAGAUAGAGAAAAAGGGGUCAUCGUUGAAGGAGCAAUUGGCAUCGGUUACGCCUAUUUUAGAAGAUAUGAGAGUAAAGAAAGAGGAAAGGAUCAAAGAAUUUGCUGAUAUCCGAGCACAAAUUAAAAAGAUCACUGCAGAGAUCACAGGAUGCGCCAAUCAAAACAAUGUCUCUUUCAUUCACACAGAUGAUCAAGAUCUAUCAUUGAGAAAGCUUAAUGAGUAUCAAGCACAACUUAGAAUUCUCCAAAAGGAUAAGUCUGAUCGCCUUCAGAAGGUCUUGGAGUACAUCAACGAAGUGCAUUCGUUAUGUAGUGUGCUUGGACUGGAUUUUGCAAAGACCGUGGGCGAAGUUCAUCCUAGCUUGCAUGAGACCGAUUCGAUUCAGUCCACAAACAUCAGUAACAACACACUAGAUGGUUUAUCUCUAAUCAUCACAAAGUUAAAAACUGAGAAGAAACUUCGUGUUCAGAAGUUGCAAGGAACUGUAGAAUCUCUGCUUGAGUUAUGGAAAUUGAUGGAUUCUACCGAAGAAGAAAGGAGACGGUUUGAAAAAGUUCUGUGCAUUCUCAGAAUGAAGGAUGAAGACAUUACAUAUUCUGGUUUACUCUCAUUGGACACUAUCAAGCAGACAGAAGCUGAAGUAGAGAGAUUGACGAAACUAAAAGCCAGCAGAAUGAAAGAACUUGUCUUCAAGAGAAGGUCUGAAUUGGAAGAAAUAUGCAAAAGGUCACAUAUUGAACCCGACACGAGCACUGCACCAGAGAAAACUAAUGCAAUGAUAGAUUCCGGUCUUGUAGAUUCCUCUGAACUUUUGGCAAACAUUGAGGCGCAAAUAGAAAAAGCAAAAGAAGAAUGUAUAAGCAGAAAGGAAAUUAUGGACAGGAUUAACAAAUGGCUUAUGGCUUGCGAAGAAGAAAGUUGGCUUGAGGACUACAACCAGGAUCAAAACAGGUACAGUGGUGGAAGAGGUGUACACCUGAACUUGAAACGCGCCGAGAAAGCACGGGUGAUGAUCAUGAAGAUUCCAGCUAUGGUAGACAAUCUCAUCGGUAAAACAUUUGCCUGGGAGGAUGAAAGAAACAUGCCGUUCUUGUAUGAUGGGGUUCGAUUAGUGUCCAUUUUGGAAGAGUACAAACUUACUAGACAGCAAAAAGAAGAGGAGAAAAAGCGAUAUCGAGAUCAGAAGAAGUUGCAAAAUCUACUCCUUGCUGAGAAAGAAGCAAUGUAUGGAUCGAAAGCUAGCCCCAGAAGGAGCAACAGUUUCAAUAGAAAGCCAAGUUACAAUGGAAAUGGGAAUGGUUUUAUGACUCCUGCACCUAGACGUCUUUCCGCAGGUGGUGCUACCCCUGAACUUCUGACACCCCGAUCAUAUUCCGGUCGACAAAAUGCAUUCUCAAAGGAGAUAAGGCGAUUCUCAACUGCGCCACUGAACUUUGUUGCUUUACCGAAAGAAGAUAACAUGUCGUCUUUUGCUUCUGUCAGCGGUUCAGAACCAGAGUCUCCUUUCAGCUAAAUCAAUCAUUAACUGGAGAACUACCUCAACAAAGUACAGAAUUGUAGGUUGUGAGAGUGGAUGUACACUAGUAUUUGAUCGCGUUCGUUUUCUUAGAGCUUGAAUCAAUGAGUCCAUAGUAUGGAUAUGUAGAUGUAUAGGAACUAACCUGAAGGUAUUGCAGGAUUCUAUUCAGUUAGAUAUAUAUGAUACUUUUACCGAUAAACACCGUGGCGAAACUUCUUUUUUGUUCUUGUACAAAAUGUUUGCUUGAUAUCACCAAUGCGUGUUUUUAAAAAUACAUUGCUAAGCAAAUUUGUACUGUUUGCUUCAAAUGUAAAAUUGUCAAGAAGCACCAAUUUCAGGACUA
Dioscorea cayenensis subsp. rotundata (Guinea yam) is the source of this 2496-nucleotide messenger RNA. Its product is annotated as 65-kDa microtubule-associated protein 6-like. The record is from RefSeq and is a predicted model, not a curated record. Gene Ontology annotation, molecular function: microtubule binding. Gene Ontology annotation, biological process: microtubule cytoskeleton organization. Gene Ontology annotation, cellular component: cytoplasm; spindle. Lineage: Eukaryota; Viridiplantae; Streptophyta; Magnoliopsida; Dioscoreales; Dioscoreaceae. The transcript is spliced from 12 exons. The coding region runs from base 342 to 2147 and encodes 601 amino acids.